UGUCAGUCUGGUGACCACGUGUUGUGUGCUGAUCAGCUGACUGCCGGAGGAGGAAGAGGAAUAAAGAUGGAAGGGAACAGGGACGAAGCAGAAAGAUGUAUCAAUAUAGCGACGAAAGCUCUCGAAGCCGGUGACAGAGAUAAAGCGUUAAGAUUUCUGAUCAAAGCAGAAAAGCUGUAUCCUACCGGCAGAGCUAAAGCUUUGUUGGACGCAUUACAGAAGAAUGGCAGCUCAGCGGGUAAUGGCGCAUAUCGCAGGAGACCAGCAGAAAGCUCAGAAAGCGCAGACGCCCGGACAGAAAGUCAAGAGUCAGGUGGAGGCGACUCUUCCAAAGGCUUCACCAAAGAGCAGGUCGAUGGAGUGCAAAGAAUAAAACGGUGUAAAGACUACUAUGAAGUGCUCAGCGUUAAUAAAGAGGUCGGAGAGGAGGAGCUAAAGAAAGCCUACAGGAAACUAGCGCUCAAGUUCCAUCCUGACAAGAACCAUGCUCCGGGUGCUACAGAGGCCUUUAAAAAAAUUGGUAAUGCUUAUGCAGUGCUGAGCAACCCAGACAAACGACGACAGUAUGACCUGACGGGAGGUGAUGAGCCGAGCAGCCCUGGUCACUCGCACGGAGGAGGCUUUGACUUCCAGAGGGGCUUUGAGGCUGACAUCACACCUGAGGACCUCUUCAACAUGUUCUUUGGAGGUGGAUUCCCUUCCUCGAGUACACACACCUUCACCAAUGGCAGAACAAGUUACAGCCAGCAGGCAGAUUAUCGACAAGAGAGGACGGAAGAAAGAGGAGAUGGGGGUUUCUCAAUGUUUAUCCAGCUGAUGCCCAUUGUGGUUCUGAUCGUCGUGUCAAUACUGAGCCAGAUGAUGGUGUCCCCUCCACCUUACAGUCUCUACUCCAGACCAUCCACGGGUCAGACAAUAAAACGGCACACAGAAAACUUGCGCGUCGAUUACUAUGUUGCAAGAGAUUUCAAGUCAGAGUUUAAGGGCUCAGCGCUGCAGCAAAUUGAGAAAAAUGUGGAGGAGGACUAUGUAUCUAAUGUCAGAAAUAAUUGCUGGAAGGAGAGACAAACAAAAACAGACCUGCUGUAUGCUGCCAAAGUUUACAGAGAUGAUCGAAUGCGUAAGAAGGCAGAACUCAUGACCAUGGAUAACUGCAGGGAGCUGGACAGACUAAACAACCUAUUCAGGGGCGGAUGAGUUGGACGCUUUUAGAUUUCAUUGUACAGAAUAGAUGUGUAUGUUCAUGUUUUUUUAAGAAAGAGUCUUCACUCUAGGAGCAAAAACUUAAGGAAUAAUUUAGCUCUAAUGUUGAAGUUUGAAUAUAUCCGUCUCCUCAUAUCCCCCUUGCCAACUCGUGUCCUUCACUCCAGUCCGACUUCAGGAUCCACCUUGUUGUAUCUUAAUUAAUCUACUCACACUGUAGAAAGCCCCUUCUCUCUUUUUUUUACUCUGCUUUUGUUGAUUUUUUUUUAGAAACAAGGACAAGGACAAGGACACUUGAUUGUAAAGGCAUGUACUUUUGAGUCAUCAGAACCCAAGAAGCAUUCUGCAUUAGCAAUUCACUGUCAGCUUUCAGCAUCAUCUGCUUUACGUAAAUAAACCAUGGAAGAUUUAGUAGGAUGAUCUAGAAGAGUUGACCAUAAGCCAAAUGUGUUUCUUGAAAAACACAGUUACAAAAAUAAAUUAAAAUAACACCAUGCAUCCUCUAGCUACUUGCUGCCCCCCUGGUAAGGGCGAUGAAUAAUGGAUUUUAGAGAAACAUCUGUAAUUUUUGCUAAAAGAGAACAUUUUAUGUUUACUUCAACACGAGAAAUUGGUUGGAGCUGAACACAGAGGACACUGAAACUGUUAUCCAUAAAUGGUUGUACAUUUUAAUUUUUGAAUGUUUUGAAGUUUAUGCAGUUAUUUAAGAAACUAUGGAAGAAAGAAAUUAUUUCUUCGAUGCUCGCCUAAUCAUUUAAAUAAAGUAAAAUUAUUACAACUGAA
This is a messenger RNA of Notolabrus celidotus (New Zealand spotty), 1986 nucleotides long. It is a transcript of the gene dnajb14, whose product is annotated as DnaJ heat shock protein family (Hsp40) member B14. Gene Ontology annotation, cellular component: endoplasmic reticulum membrane. Lineage: Eukaryota; Metazoa; Chordata; Actinopteri; Labriformes; Labridae. Gene Ontology annotation, biological process: cellular response to misfolded protein. The coding region runs from base 67 to 1197 and encodes 376 amino acids. Gene Ontology annotation, molecular function: Hsp70 protein binding. The record is from RefSeq and is a predicted model, not a curated record. The transcript has 8 exons.